Messenger RNA from Cariama cristata (Red-legged seriema), 1116 nucleotides. RefSeq names its product BEN domain containing 6 (gene BEND6). Gene Ontology annotation, molecular function: DNA binding; transcription corepressor activity. The transcript is spliced from 6 exons. Gene Ontology annotation, cellular component: nucleus. Gene Ontology annotation, biological process: positive regulation of neuron differentiation; negative regulation of Notch signaling pathway. Bases 1 to 1116 code for a protein of 371 amino acids. The record is from RefSeq and is a predicted model, not a curated record. Lineage: Eukaryota; Metazoa; Chordata; Aves; Cariamiformes; Cariamidae.
AUGCAAAAGAUAUUAGGAGCGGCUGAAAUUACAAAAAUACAAGUCCUUGGAAAAGGCAAAAGGAAGAGGAUAGAAAUGAUAUUCUCAGAAAGUGAGGACAGUGACCUGGAUAAAGAACAGAGAGAACCAUAUUCAGGUAGCAACUUUCUGUACAGUGAAAGCAGCAGUGAUGAUGAAGAGCCUUUAUUUCAACUAUCCAAGGUAGAACUGUGUGCCAAAAUAAAAAGUCUGAAGAGGAAGCUGACAGACACCAUGAGAGAAAACUGCCGCCUAAGGCAGUCCCUGGUGAUGCUUCAAGUGUUGCCACAGGCAGUCACCCAUUUUGAGGAACUGGUAGGGAUGGCUGAAGCACUGCUCAAAGGGGGAGUGACAUCAUCUAUGUCCAGUCUGCAUUCACAUGCUGUUUGGAAAGCAUCAAGCAAUCCAUUAGCAGAUUCAUAUGCAGCUCUGCAUAGUAACUCCAGCUCACCAAUAACUUUGAAUGUGGAAGAUGAGGAGAAACAGACUGAAAAACAGUUCAAGAUCGAAAAGUGGCAGAUUGCACUUUGUAACAAGAGCAAACCUCAAAAGUUUAUAAAUGAUUUGAUGCAAGCACUUUAUACACAUGAAUACAUGGCUACACACAGCCUGACAGGUGCAAAGUCCUCCUCUUCAAAGGAUAAAGCGGCAAAACCAGCUAUGAAUCAGAACGAAGUUCAGGAAAUCAUAGGAAUCACGAAACAGUUGUUUCCAAACACAGAUGAUGCUUUAAUUAGGCGAAUGAUGGGACAAAAACUGAACAAUUGCACCAAGAAGCCAAUUUUAAGCAAAGAUCUUAACUCAGGUGCUUUUCAGAAGCAUAGCUUUUGUGGUUCUGCAGCUGCUCUUCAGGGCGUCCUCUCUUCGGCUGUUCCUCCCAGUACUCAAGACCAGCAGGAUGAGGAUCCACAGGCUGCUAAUGCACAGAUUCAGCACAGGGACAGCCGUCCGACCUCUCCACCGCCCACCCCACAAGGUCAGCAGGAGCGUUUCAAGCCCACUUCUUCUACGGUGGAGUCUCAUCUUGCCAGGACCUCACCAGCACCCUCUCCCAACCAGGGUUGCGCACAGGAUCUCAGGAAUUCAGACAAAGAAUAA